AUGUGUACCCUAUUGGGACUCGUCAAGCCGAGAGCAGGCGUUGAUCCGACUCCUCCAUGGUUUACUAUGUCAAUCGGAUCCCGUUUGUCUGCAAUACUUGUAGGAAAGGAUGGCCUUGAUAUUACUUUGUCGUCUUAUGAAGAAUUAAAUGGAGAACAGUUUUGGCAAAACACACCUCUGCUUUCUGUUCUCGGGAAGCAACUUGCUUUGCCUCCACGAAGUAUUAAAAAGAUGGCGUACUACAAGAACAUUACCGAUCAGUUUUUUCAACUCUUAAAC
This is a messenger RNA of Cooperia oncophora, 279 nucleotides long. NCBI's taxonomy places the organism in Eukaryota, Metazoa, Nematoda, Chromadorea, Rhabditida, Trichostrongylidae. The record is from the annotation of a GenBank genome assembly.